Messenger RNA from Auanema sp. JU1783, 756 nucleotides. The record is from the annotation of a GenBank genome assembly. NCBI's taxonomy places the organism in Eukaryota, Metazoa, Nematoda, Chromadorea, Rhabditida, Rhabditidae.
AUGAAACGACACACUAAUGUGGGUUAUGUAGAUGAUUCUAAAUACAAGGAUUUUCCAAACUUCAUUAGUUCAUCCGGAGGCUUUUGUAAUAUAAUGACCUGUAAGAUAAAUUUCGAUCGAAAACCCACAUUUUCAGCCAUUGGGAAGUUUUUAAAGCCAGAAGUUCCUGUUCGAUGGCUCAUUCGAGAAAUGUAUAUACUUAAACGAUUGAAACAUCAGAACAUCAUUUGUUAUGUUGGACACACCUAUCAUAAGUUUUACGGAUAUGGAUUGUUUGUCGAGUACAUGGAUUGUGGUGAUCUCCAUAACAUUAUUGCUGACCCGACAAUUAAGUACACGUGGGAUCAGUUAGGAUCUUGGUCAGGACAGCUUUUAUUGGCUUUAGAAUAUUUAGAAUGCAGAGGAAUUGUUCACUCAGAUCUUAAUACAAAAAACAUUUUAUUAAAAAACAGCAUGAAAAUUAUAAAAGUAGCUGAUUUUGGAUCAGCCCGGAAUACAAAUGAGAGAAUGAUUACUGAAAACAUGUUCCAUUAUUGUAACCCUUCGAUCUUCACUGGAGAGCCGCUAACAUCUAAAUCUGAUAUUUUUGCUUUUGGCAUGAUAUUGUGGUGGAUGGUUUACAGAAGGGAUCCGUUUUAUGGCUUUGACACUUUAGAAUGCAACUAUUUACUAGUUGGCGGUGUUCGUCCUAGAACCGAAGAAAACCAGGGUCUUGCUCAGAUUUUUGCUGGAAAAACGACCCUGAACAUAGGAUGA